UCCCGAGCGGGGGCAGCGGACGCCCGCGCGGAGAGGGCGUGGUCGUCCUCCUGCCGCGCCCGCGCAGUGGAGACAGAGCGAGCAGAGGCAGCGCCUGCGCGGUCGUGGCCGAGGAGGCUGUGGCGGUAGCGGCGAUGGAACAAGCGGAGCCGCUGAGCGAGUUAGUAUCAGCCGAGGGCCGGAACCGGAAGGCGGUGCUGUGCCAACGUUGCGGCUCCCGGGUGCUGCAGCCAGGGACUGCUCUCUUCUCCCGCCGACAGCUCUUCCUUCCCUCCAUGAGAAAGAAGCCAGCACUGGCUGAUGGCAGCAAUCCUGAUGGCGAUCUCCUCCAGGAACACUGGCUGGUUAAUGACAUGUUCAUCUUUGAGAAUGUGGGCUUCACCAAGGACGUGGGCAACAUCAAGUUUCUGGUCUGUGCGGACUGUGAAAUUGGACCGAUUGGCUGGCAUUGCCUAGAUGACAAGAACAGUUUCUAUGUGGCCUUGGAACGGGUUUCCCAUGAGUAACUGAGGGGAAGGGGAUUCAGCUCCACCCCCAAAUAUAAAGCUACCCCCCACAAGGACUGGCAUUUAACCUGGUAUAACUGUUCUGCUGCCUUCGUCUCUGUGCUAAUACAAAUGAUGAAUACCGACAUGUCCACUUUUCAUGCAGAGGGUUAUCCUGCUUCCCUAAAGCUUCAAGUCCAUGCCUCGUGUUUGGUUCAUUUUGCAUCCCAUUUCCUAAUCUCCUUUUCCCCCUGGUUUUGGGCCACUAUAGUGCCUCCACAAGCCUAGUCUCAGCCUUAGCCUUGUGCCUAGGCUCUAUUUUACCCAGGGCCUCCCUUUUUCCUUGCUCUAGAAGAACAGUAUUCAGCCUUUUAGCCAUGACAAAGGAUGUUCAUAUGCUGAUAGUUAAGACUCUACCUUUUUUUCUCUCAUUCAAGAAAGCAUACAGAUGUGUGAGAGUGACUUUGUUGUAUAACCUUGUUAUCUACAGUCAUCUUUUUUCUAAAAGGAAAGCGCUUACAAACUUGGAUAUUUAAACCACUAAUCAGAAACACAUUACUUUGGACACAUCUCUAACACCAUGUUUGAGAGCCUCUGCUGUAGGUUGAUGAUGACAUUCUAUUGUGAAGAUGAAUGUGGUCCCUCUUCCCUUCAAAUCUUGAUGUGCUUUCUUUUUGUGUUAGCUUCUCAUUGCUACAGCCUAUAAGUUGAGAACCAGAUUUUCAAUCCCAUCUGGCAGCCACUCAAGGAAAACUGAGCCCUAGCUGUUUACCCAGGCUCUUUUGGAAUCAGAGUGGAGGGUGAAGGAUAUAUGUCGGAUCAAAGCCUUUGCCAGAUUAUAUGGGAGUUUACAGGCUUAUCUCAUCUGGACAGAUAACAUUCUUCCUUUGUUCUUAGGAAGACUUCUUUGAUAGGUACUGUCUUCAUUUACUGAACCUACUAGGCAUGGUCCUCAUGGAGUUUUGGUUUAGUUGGAACCUAUAGCAACUGUCGAUCCAAAUGCCUCUAUUUCUGUAGCUGUGGGGUUGCUCUAACAGUUUGAUAUGACUAAACUUAUCUAAGCCUUCAACAUGAUUUCCAAUUAUCCUGUCGUUUCUAUCUGAAAUGACUCGCUGUCUUAGAAGGAAUCUGUUUAACCAGAUUUCAAGUAUCUUCCCGUUAGCCCUGCCGCUAAGAUUCAGGAGGCCUAAAAUCGAAAUAAGGACUAAAUAGAGCCCUUACCAUAUGAAGUCCUUUUCCUUGCAUCUAUUUUCCUUUACCCAAAAACUUUCUGAGGGCUCCCCAGUGAAGUGCAGGCCUUGGGCAUAGUCUUCAGUCAACCUAUUUCCGUAGAAAGGUGACUUUCUUCCCCAGUCAACGUGAGCAAGCUCCCAUAGAAAAGGAGGGAACUGUGUUUUCCAGACAAACGGUCAGUUGUAUGUGAUUAUGGUAUUUGCAGAAAAAAACAACUGAGAAUUAUCCACUCAGGUUAGAAGGAACAAAACCAAGUAGAUGCCUCUAGGGGCACAUGGCCCCUCACAUCACAAGCCAAAACCUAAGCAAAGCAUUUUUUAAAAUUAGGCUUUAACUUUUCUUUCUUUUUUUAAUCACAGAAAUAGUACAUGUUCAGAUUCAAAAAUGGGUAUAAAUUUUUUUUCAUCACUCAUACUUUCACCAUCCAGAGAUUUCCAAUGGUAAUGUGGUAUAUAUCCUUCUCGGUGUUUUUCUAUGUGUAUAUAUAAACAUGUAUGGUUUUUUAAAACAAAUGUGAGAUCCUACUGUACUCUUAUACAACUUGCUUUUUUAUUUAACAAAAUAGGGUGAAAUCUUAUGUCAGUAGAUAACCAUCUAUGUACACCACUGUCAUUAGUAUUCCAUUGUAUCACUGUACUAUAAUUUAUUUAAACAAUGCACUAUUAGGUUGUCUCUGGUUUCUUAUGAACAGUGAUAUACCGUGCAACCUUAUAGUUAAAUCUGUAUCCGCGUUUUUAAUUACUUCCUUGGCAUACAUCAUUAGACGUGGAAUUACAGGGUAUGCACGUUUUCAGAGCUUUGCUGCACUGACACAUAUUCCUCAAAAAGCUGUGCUAAUUUACCCUCCUCCAGCAGUGCAAAAGAGCAUUUGUUUCUCUGAACCCUUACUAACACUGGGUAUUUAUUAAAAAAUUUUUUUGCUGUUACUAUGAAUGAAUACCUGAAAAACCAGAACAAAAAAAAAUUUGCCACUUUAAUAGAAAAUACAGUAUCUCAUUGUUUUAAUUUGCAUUUUUUUUAUUUCUAAUGAAAUUUUUAUAUACUUAUUGGUCAUUUUUUGUAUUUUUUUUUUUGAGAAUUGCCAAACAUUGUUGCCCAAGUAGCCAAAAAAUAUCAAGUUGCUAUUCUGCCUUUCCAGUUUGAUGUGAAAAAAAUAAAGACAUUUAAACAGUGGAAA
Lemur catta (Ring-tailed lemur) is the source of this 2895-nucleotide messenger RNA. RefSeq names its product RAB interacting factor (gene RABIF). Gene Ontology annotation, molecular function: zinc ion binding; guanyl-nucleotide exchange factor activity. Gene Ontology annotation, cellular component: membrane; cytosol. The transcript is spliced from 2 exons. The record is from RefSeq and is a predicted model, not a curated record. NCBI's taxonomy places the organism in Eukaryota, Metazoa, Chordata, Mammalia, Primates, Lemuridae. Gene Ontology annotation, biological process: post-Golgi vesicle-mediated transport; small GTPase-mediated signal transduction. Bases 135 to 506 code for a protein of 123 amino acids.